Molecule: messenger RNA, 810 nt
Organism: Merops nubicus (carmine bee-eater)
Lineage: Eukaryota; Metazoa; Chordata; Aves; Coraciiformes; Meropidae
Product: coagulation factor X-like
Exons: 6
Biological process (GO): proteolysis
Cellular component (GO): extracellular region
Molecular function (GO): calcium ion binding; serine-type endopeptidase activity
Source: RefSeq, a predicted model, not a curated record
UAUUCAUCAAGAAAGAAAAUGCCAACAAGUUCUUGGAAAGAACAAAACGUGCUAACUCUUUUUUGGAGGAAAUGAAGAAAGGGAACAUUGAAAGAGAAUGCAAUGAGGAGCGUUGCUCGAAAGAAGAAGCAAGAGAAGCCUUUGAAGACCAGGAGAAGACUGAGGAAUUCUGGAACCUCUAUGUAGAUGGGGACCAGUGCAGCUCAAGUCCUUGUCACUAUGGUGGACAUUGUAAAGAUGGAAUUGGUUCCUACACUUGUUCCUGCUUGGAUGGUUAUCAAGGCAAGAACUGUGAAUUUGUCAUACCAAAGUACUGCAAAAUAAACAAUGGUGACUGUGAGCAGUUCUGCAGCUUCAAGAGGAAUGUGCAGAAGGAUGUUGUGUGUUCCUGUGCAAAAGGGUAUGUUCUGGCAGAGGAUGGCAAACACUGUGUUUCAUCAGUAAAAUAUCCUUGCGGAAGAGUUUUUGUGAAAAGAAAAAAGAGGUCAGUUGUUUCACCUGCUGUUAAUGGCAGUGUAACUGGUGACCAAGAUGUCCCUCCCACAAACGGGACGAGCUUGGAGGAGGACAUGGUUGCUACCACAGAAAGCCCAACCCCUCCUCCUGGCAACGAAACGAGUGGCAAGACCAAUAAUGUCCACACCAGGAUAGUAGGUGGGGAUGAGUGUCUGCUUGGCGAGUGCCCAUGGCAGGCUGUUCUGUUAAACGAGAUGGGGGAAGAGUUUUGUGGUGGAACUAUUCUGAAUGAAAAUUUUGUACUUACUGCAGCUCAUUGUAUGAACCAGUCUAAAGAAAUCAAAGUAGUUGUUG